ACAGAAUAAAGAAUUUGAAGUUACAAUAAGCUUAAAGCUAUUAGGAAUGAAAUGGAUUUUAAUGAAUUAUGUCGCGCUUGCCUACUAACAAUUGAUGGCUCAAAUAAAAUUAUCUUGUUUAAAGAUGUUUCAGCUUAUACUUAUUGGUUUUGCACUUCAAUCCAGAUUUUAGAAACUGAAGAUUUACCAAAAAUGUUAUGCUCUUCGUGCUACGAUUUGUUAUCAAAAUUUGCCGCAUUCAAACAAAAAUGUAUCGAUACACAGCAAUAUUUGUUAAAUUUAAAGUGUCAUAUUAAGAAAGAAACCGAAUGUUCAAUAUUUUACAAAACCAGAGAGAAAAAAAAUUCAGAUGAUAUUUCAACAUUGAGUAUUGGUGGAUCAAAGCAUGUAAUUCAAAGCGAGAUAAAGCUGGAACCCAGUUUUGAAGAAAUUGAAGGCACUUAUAGUAUUGAUGCUACGGAAAAGCAAAAUUUUAAAAAUGACAUGCCACAUACAGAGAUUCACAGUACAAAGAAAAUGGAUUUUUUCUGUGAUGUGUGCAAAAAGGUUUAUACGAACAGGAAGACCUUCAAUAAUCACAAAAAGAUUCAUGAGAACAGAUUAUGCAUUCCCUGUAAUAAAUCAUUUAAAUCACAGCCUGCAUUUUAUCAACAUAACAAAUUGAAGCACUCACAGUGGACUUUCAAAGACACAAAGUGCAAGAAAUGUGGAAAAGUGUUCAAAACUGUUAAAACACUACACUUACACAUGAAGACAAAACAUAGUGAAACCAACAAGUACAUUUGUGAUGUCUGUGGUAAAAUUAGCAAUUCCAGAGGAAAUUUAAAGCUUCACAUUGACCGACAUAUUGAUAAUAAAGAUUACACUUAUAACUGUGAACAAUGCAACAAACAGUUUAAAUCUAAAGUAGCACUACAAGGCCAUUUCUAUCGAUCACACACUGGCAAACAAUACAUUUGUCAUUAUUGCAAUUUCUCCUACAAAUACAGAGAUAACUUAAUCAAGCAUUUAUUAACCCACGAAGGAAAGAAAUUGCACAAAUGUACUCUUUGUAAUAAGUCAUUUUCAACACGCUCGUAUUAUAUAGAACAUCAGAGAUUGCACUCCGGAGAGAGACCGUUCAGCUGUUUGUACUGCUCAAAGAAUUUUGUAUCUAAACGUCGCUUGAAUGACCAUCACAUGAUACAUACAGGGGAGAGAAAACACAAAUGUACGAUUUGUGAACAGAGCUUUACACAAAAGGGUAGUGUAAAGAGGCAUAUGAAGAUACAUAAUAAAGUACAGCCUGUUUGAGAAGAUGGUCUAUAGUUCCUAAAUG
Pieris napi is the source of this 1318-nucleotide messenger RNA. Its product is annotated as gastrula zinc finger protein XlCGF26.1-like. The transcript is spliced from 6 exons. Gene Ontology annotation, cellular component: nucleus. NCBI's taxonomy places the organism in Eukaryota, Metazoa, Arthropoda, Insecta, Lepidoptera, Pieridae. The record is from RefSeq and is a predicted model, not a curated record. Gene Ontology annotation, molecular function: RNA polymerase II cis-regulatory region sequence-specific DNA binding; zinc ion binding; DNA-binding transcription factor activity. Bases 52 to 1293 code for a protein of 413 amino acids. Gene Ontology annotation, biological process: regulation of transcription by RNA polymerase II.